This is a messenger RNA of Mesorhabditis spiculigera, 2145 nucleotides long. NCBI's taxonomy places the organism in Eukaryota, Metazoa, Nematoda, Chromadorea, Rhabditida, Rhabditidae. The record is from the annotation of a GenBank genome assembly.
AUGUACUAUUUAUUGUCGUUCCUCCCGGCUAUUAUGCUAACAGCCGCAGCGCAGAUCAGCAACGCUAGCAAAUGCCAUGCCGAGGUAUCCGACGAGUUCCGACAGACCGCACUGUACCGCUUCAAUUUCUACCGCGAGAUGCUAGCCUACGGAAUCGCACCCAACCAGACCGGCGCGCUGCCCGGUGCCAAGAAUAUGUAUAAACUUACAUACGACUGCGCUCUUGAACAUGUUGCUUAUAAAUUUACCUCCAGAUGCGCCAGGCUAGUACGCAACCGGAAGGAGGACACGCGUCGGCUGCUCUUACCGGAUGAAGUGCCGAGCAAAAAAAUCCGAUGCGUCCCUUUCGAUAUUAUAUGGCUUGUGUUUUUGAUACGAGCGCCUCGAGUUAUGGAGAUCCUGCUUACGAAGCCGGCUCUAAAUGCGCUCAGGAUUCCGAUUGUACGACGUAUCCAGGAAGCAGUUGUGAUGCAGCCAGGGGGCUAUGCGAGAACAGUGAUUAACCCGCAAUGUCCCAAGGCCGCUUACAGCCUAACCGGCACUCAACGUGAUCUCGUCGUCAACACUCACAACCAGCUGAGAUCGAGCCUGGCCCUGGGCAACGAGCCCGAUCGUGCUGGGUUCAAUGCCCCGCCGGCCAGGAGGAUGACCAAGAUGAGGUACAGCUGCGAGGCCGAGAAAUCGGUCUACAAAUGGACGACGCCAUGUCCCGCUUCAGAUUUUCUAAAGCGAAACAAUACCGGCGAAAAUACGUACUAUAGGGCCGGUUACGUGGAGCCGGUUGAUGCACUGAAGGAGGCAAUGCAACAAUGGUGGGGCGAAUUAACGCAAUAUGGCGUUGGACCUGACGUAAAUCUGACGGAUGCCGUUUGGCAAAGAGGUGUUCAGCAUUAUACUCAGAUGGCCUGGCAAGAAACCACCGAAGUGGGUUGCGGUUGGGCAUAUUGCAAUGGCUUCACCUUCGUCGUCUGUAAAUAUAAACCGGCUGGUAAUAACAUGAAUCAACUCAUAUACGAGCCCGGACCGGCCUGCCAAACUGAUGCGGAUUGCGGAAGCGGACGAAUAUGUUUAGUGGAUGAAGCCUUAUGCCACUGGUACGACUGCUCCCUCGAAGACAUCGCGUACCAAUUCACGUCUACGUGCGGAAAAUUGGCAGUUACACCUCCGAACACCGUUUGGAUGUCCGGAUACUUGGCCCUAGACGACAUUUCGCGGCUCCCAAGUAUACUCCAAUCGAUGAUGCGUUAUUAUAUAGCUGAAGCGACAACAGUUGGGUUUGCUGCUGACUGGGUGAACGUUUCGACGGAGACCAGUUCUUGGGCAGAACUAGCAACGGGACGCCGCACCCGUGUCGGCUGCGCGUAUAAUUUGAACUGUCCGGCUCUCGGAUACCUAAUGGCCUGCGUUUUUGACACGAGGGCCGCCGACAUUGGAGAGCUAGCAUAUCAAGUUGGCGAUGGCUGCGCAACCGAUUCGGAUUGUACCACGUAUCCGGGAAGUAAAUGUGAUGCCGCUAGAAGUCUGUGCGAGUACAAAUAUAGUGAUACGAGGGUUAGCUCGAAAUGUCCUGGCACGACAUCAAUGAUGACGGAUGCGCAGCGCGACCUCGUGCUCGACUGGCAUAACCAUUUGAGAUCAGGCUUAGCAAGAGGCGUUGCUGACGUUGCCUUCGGCUAUGCUCCAACGGCAAAGAGGAUGACCAAAAUGACGUAUAGUUGCGAGGCGGAGAAAACUGCAUAUGAAGUGGCUUCUCGAUGCUAUUAUUCUCAAUCCACGAAUAAGGGAGAAAAUGUGUAUAUUAACAGCUUUAGCUAUCAAGAUCCGGCUGACGCGCUCAAUGAGGCCAUUCAAGGCUGGUGGAAGGAGUCUAGCUCCGUGAGCAGCAUGAGUUUCCCAAACCUCACCGAUUCCACGUUGAUAUCCGCACGACACUUUAGUCAGAUGGCGUGGCAAGAAACAACCGAAGUUGGCUGCGCUUGGGCUCAUUGCGUCAGUUUUACCUACGUUGUCUGUCAUUACCGCCCGCCAGGAAAUGAACUGUAUCGGCUCGUCUACGAACCCGGACCGCCUUGCAAAACAGACGCAGAUUGUGGAAGCCGAAGAAAAUGUCUUGUGAAUGAAGGCCUAUGCCAAGUAUUACAAAAU